Phytophthora sojae is the source of this 1077-nucleotide messenger RNA. RefSeq lists its product as hypothetical. NCBI's taxonomy places the organism in Eukaryota, Oomycota, Peronosporomycetes, Peronosporales, Peronosporaceae. The coding region runs from base 1 to 1077 and encodes 358 amino acids. The record is from RefSeq and is a predicted model, not a curated record. The transcript has a single exon.
AUGCAGACACCACCCACGACGCCGACAGCACCGACCUCGCGCGCUGCAGCGCCAACUGCACAGCCUGCGCAACCUCCAGCGUUGCCUCUCUCAGCCUCGCCACCGGCCACCUCGGCGCCAAGCCCGCCAGCCACGGCUCCGAGUCCGCCAGCCGCGACGUCGGGUCCGCCAGCCGCGACGUCGGGUCCGCCAGCCACGACAUCGCCCUCCCAGGCGCUGACUCCGCCGGCCACAACGUCCCCCUCCACGGCGCUGACUCUGUCGGCCACGGCACCCCUUGCUGCUCGGCGUCGCGAAGCAGACGAAGAGCCUGAUUCUGCCGACGAUUCUGUCUGUGGUGUCGAUCCCACUGCUACCAGUGAGAGUGAGGUGAACGAGGACAGCAGCGACGACGAGGAACCGCUCACAGCAGAGAGCGCGAGCAGUGAAGCCGAAGAUGAAGAGGAUAUUAGUAUCUUUUUGAAUGACGCGAGUCCUCGAGCCCGUGUGACUGAGGUGAUUCAUGCGGACGCGUGUGAGAACGAGUGCGUCAAGGGCAAGGCUCGUGAGUUGGAGUUCUUGCUGUGUUCGCUGGACCAGAUGACGAAGCAAGAGCGCACCACGAGCUUGUACACGCUCCUGGCUGUGUUGAUGCAGACCCCCACGGUUGAGCGUAAGAGAGGACGGGGUGACCGUGAGAAGUUUCCGUACAUCCUCCCCUACGUAGGUCAUGUGUGCCGACCCACUUUCGCGCUCUGCUAUGGAGUAGUCCCCAUUACCUUGCAGCGCUACAAGAUGCGCAUCCGAGACGGUAACAUGUCGAUCAAGACGCAUGGUAACCGGCUCAACACGCAUGCAGCUCAAGUGAACGUUGUUUGGCUGGUGAAAUGGUUCCAGACGUUUGCCGAGGAGGUCGGCGAGGUUGUGCCGGUUCGAGUGCGGAUGCAGAAGAAGAAAGACGGAACUACGCAGAAAUACUACAGCAGCGAGAUGUACACGUUACUACCAGCGCACUUCACCUGGGAUACCAUCUACGACGAAAUGCACAAGUUUGUUGAGGCGGGCUUGCGCGUCCGUGAACCGCUCGGUCGACAAUGA